CGCGACAGUUGCCCAGCAACUGUUGCCCAGGGAUCUUGUCAAACAAAACAUUCCAGAAAUUCGAAUGUAGAGCCAGCUAGAGUUGACUAGCUAGCUAUUAUUUGCUUCUAAAAAAAAAGAGUUGCAUAUUCCAGAAAUAUGUCGACCACUAUGUAUCCAGCAGAAAGUAUUUACAACCUUAUUCCAAGGGAGGAGGUUAAAAUAGAGAAACCACCAAGGUAUAUGUCAAAGUUUAGGGCACAAGUUAAGCAUGAGAAAAUGCUGAAUAAGGCUACCAACAAGACUAUGGGACCAGUAAAAGUAGACUUUCCCUCUCCAGAGAAAUAUCUGCUCAAGCACUCCAAGGAACCCAAACUUCCUGAAAAGCAACCAUUUUCAUAUUUGGAUGAUGAGACUUUCAAAAAACCACAAAUACCUGCCAAAGCAGACAACCCACUUAUGGGCAUUCACACCAAAAAGGACUUUGUAAAGACAAACGCCUUUGAGAACAUCAUGGCAGUGCCAAAAAAGCCACAGCCUAUCUAUGCCGACACUAAAACUGGAGACAAACAGCUCCUGGAAAAUUCAGGACUACUCCCAAAGUACAUCAAGAAAAAGGACUUUGGAAAGACCCCUGAAUACUUGCAGCAUCGCACUGAGGAGGUGAGGAGGGCUCAGGAUGAGUAUGACAGCUUUGUCAAGGAACACAUGAGACAGGGCACCAUGAAACAGCUCUCUGAGGAUGAGCAAAACAACAUCCUACAGGGCUUGAAGAUGAACUGGGGGGAGCUGCACCAUCAGUACCAGGGACUCUCUGUUGUCACGGACACCACACCUAAGAAGUACCGCAAGGAGCGUCUGGAGCUGGAGAUGAAGCAGCUGGAGAGGGACAUUGACCUCAUCGAGAGAUACAAGACUAUCUACAUCGCCAACAACUAACACACGACACCUCUUUUCUGUAGUGUCAAAUGGCAAAUGCAUUGUAAACAGAUAUUCAGUGAAGAAAAAAACAACUGCCCUAAAUGCUAGAUGUGAAAUUGUCUGGAAAAUAGUCAUAUAACUCUCAUUACCCUUGUCUAUGAUUUCACUUUGUUUUGGAAAACUAAAUAAACUCUGCACUAUAUUUUAA
Molecule: messenger RNA, 1108 nt
Organism: Salvelinus fontinalis (brook trout)
Lineage: Eukaryota; Metazoa; Chordata; Actinopteri; Salmoniformes; Salmonidae
Product: enkurin-like
Exons: 5
Coding region: 139-918 (259 amino acids)
Cellular component (GO): acrosomal vesicle
Molecular function (GO): calmodulin binding
Source: RefSeq, a predicted model, not a curated record